UAUUAUUAAAAAUGAACAAAAUCGUCAACAGUGCUAUGAUGGGAGUGGCUAAGCGCAUCAUGAUGUGCAGACCUACACAUUUCAAGGUGGAUUACUCGAUAAAUCCAUGGAUGGACGAAAAGAUUCAGGCAGAUUUUGAGAAAGCCACGAAGCAAUGGGAUACACUGAAGAGUACAAUUGAGAAGUGUGGAGCUGAGGUGGUUGUGAUGGAAUCAGAAGAUGCUCGAGACUACCCGGAUAUUGUUUUCUGUGCGAAUGCAGGCAUUCUUCGUGGAAAUAAGAUAUAUUUGUCACAUUUUGCCUUCCCCGAAAGAUAUGGAGAACAUGUGUUCUAUAAACGAUUUUUCGACAAGCUCGGCUAUCAGACUUCUUUCAAUCAUAAAAUUAUUCACGAAGGAGCCGGAGAUGCGUUGUGGUGUGGCAAUGGAAUGAAUAUUCUUGUGAGUGGAGUUGGACCAAGAUCUGAUGUUCAAGCGUGUCAGGACAUCAAACGGAAGUUGAAGUUAAAUUCUGACGAUACGUUCUACGUAGUCGCAGCUCGUCUGGUAGAUCCACGUUUUUAUCACGUUGAUACAUGUUUCUGUCCGCUUGAUGAGGACCUAGCAAUGGCUUACAUGCCAGCAUUCGACAGUGUUUCCCAGAACAAUAUUCGAAACUACACGGAUCUCUUACCGGUUCCUGAGAAAGAUGCCCGCCGGUUUGUGUGCAAUUCCGUGGUGAUUGGCAAAAACGUAAUAGUUCAUCAUGGUUCAGACACGACGUUUAAGCUGCUAGAGCAACAUGGAUUCCAGGUUCAUCCGAUUGACAUGAGCGAAUUUAUGAAAGCUGGUGGUUCCGCAAAAUGUUGCACUUUGAGAUUGGAAUAAAUGAAUAUUCUUUUUU
Molecule: messenger RNA, 882 nt
Organism: Caenorhabditis elegans
Lineage: Eukaryota; Metazoa; Nematoda; Chromadorea; Rhabditida; Rhabditidae
Gene: F38H4.5
Product: Amidinotransferase
Exons: 3
Coding region: 12-866 (284 amino acids)
Source: RefSeq, marked reviewed